GGAGGGGGAGGAGGGGGAGGAGAGAUCCAGCACCAGGAAACUGACGAUCAGUAGAUCACCUGUACUAUCCGGGAGCGGAAGGAUCACAGAGCGGAUAUGAAGCUGCAUGGGGGGGUCCUGGGUGCCUCUGGGCUGGUGUGCAUCGCCAUGCUGGUCAUGAUCUACCACAGGAGGAACCAAGAGGAGGAGUUGCAGACUAAAGUGCAGUUUCAGCUGGUGAAGCUGCAGAUGACAGGAGACACACUGAUGGAGAACCAACAUGAGAUCAUCCGAAUCCACAACCUGCUGGACAAAAACAAUGCUCGGAUGACCAUGCUGGAUCCGGAAGUCAGCCAAGUUCAAGCCACCGAGGAGAUCUGGAAGAGCAAGCUGGACACAUGCAAAGGAGAGACGAAAAACAUGGCCGAUGAGGUUGCGUUCAUCAAAUCACAACAAGCCGAAGUUUUUGCCGAGUUUGAGAAAGAGACGUCUGUCUGGGAGGUGGAGGUGAACUCUCUCCAACAACAGAUGACUCAGCACAGCAAACUGUGUCACUUUGUGAAAGCAGGCUCAGAGGAAGCCAGGAAACUGUGUGGAACUGUGGUUCCUAAGGAGAACCCUAAAGAACCUGAAGUUAAAAAAGCACCACAACCAGAUGCACCACAACCAGAUGCACCACAACCAUAGCUGCCAGAACAACAGAAAGAGAAGCAAGAUGAAAAGAUGAAAUUAUAGUCGGUUUGGGAGCCUGGUUGUGUAAUAUUUAAUUUUGUAUUAAAUCAUCUUUUGAACCUCUAGAUUAUUUAACAUCUUUUGAUGAUAAGAUGACUGGAACUUUUAAUUUUAUUAAAGGUUAUUUUGUGUCACAUUAAAGCAGUGGAAAGAUAGAAAA
Messenger RNA from Hypomesus transpacificus, 871 nucleotides. RefSeq lists its product as uncharacterized. Lineage: Eukaryota; Metazoa; Chordata; Actinopteri; Osmeriformes; Osmeridae. The record is from RefSeq and is a predicted model, not a curated record. The transcript has 5 exons. Bases 97 to 666 code for a protein of 189 amino acids.